This is a messenger RNA of Cynoglossus semilaevis (tongue sole), 2256 nucleotides long. It is a transcript of the gene maf1b, whose product is annotated as MAF1 homolog, negative regulator of RNA polymerase III b. Bases 558 to 1295 code for a protein of 245 amino acids. The record is from RefSeq and is a predicted model, not a curated record. Gene Ontology annotation, cellular component: nucleus. Gene Ontology annotation, biological process: negative regulation of transcription by RNA polymerase III. The transcript has 8 exons. Lineage: Eukaryota; Metazoa; Chordata; Actinopteri; Pleuronectiformes; Cynoglossidae. Gene Ontology annotation, molecular function: RNA polymerase III core binding.
AGCUCGCUCACAGUGGGUUCCGUUGUUUUGGAGAGAAUAGGACUAUUGCUGUACUAAGAAGAAAGCUCGAGCAGCUUGAUUAUUUUAUUCGGCGAAAGUAGCUCGUUCGUCGCUAUAUUUUGAUCGAGUCGCUUAGUAAAACGGCGACUUGAUCCAACUAAUCCGAUUUGCGUUGUGAAUUUAGGUGGAAAGGGAUGCCGCUGCAGACAGACUCCGACGGACGACACCAGUCUCUGGAUUUAAUUUCAUCGCAUUUAAUCGGAAAGAGCAGUUUUUCUAUAAAUUUAAAAAGCCUCAGAAUAAGCCGUUCUCGACCGAGUGCUUGUGUGAGACACUUAAGCUCGAGUACGAACUAAAAAAAAAAAGCAGCUUCCGUUGCGAAGUUACGAAAACGGGACGAAGGUAUUAAACGAGCGUAUUGCUAAUUUAGCUUAGGCUAACUGUGGACGCAGCGAUAAAGCGAAAGGAGAUCGUUAACCUCUGUUUCAGUGAAAGAAGACACGCGUCUGUGGAGUGGUUUAUUUCGUCUCCUUCAGCUGCCGAAUAAAGUAGUCGCGAUGAAACUGUUGGAGAACUCCAGCUUUGAGGCGCUCAGCUCCAGGCUGUGUGUGGAGACGGGAGAGUCUCACAUUCUGGGCAGGAUCGAGAGCUACUCCUGUAAAAUGGCAGGAGAUGAUAAACAUAUGUUCAAGCAGUUCUGCCAGGAGGGGGAGCCACACGUCCUGGAGGCUCUAUCUCCCCCUCAGUCCACCAGCGCCACCAGUCCUUCACAACUGGGGAAGAGCAGCGAAGACGGCGAGAACCCUCUGAGUGACAAGUGUUGCAGGAAGACACUCUUCUACCUCAUCACCACACUCAACGAAUCCUUCAGGCCGGAUUACGACUUCAGCGCGGCGCGAGCCCACGAGUUCAGCCGAGAGCCCAGUCUGAACUGGGUGGCCAACGCUGUGAACAGCAGCCUGUUCUCAGCUGUAGGUGAGGAGUUCAACUCCCUGGGGCCGGAGCUGUGGAACGCCAUCGACCAGGAGAUCAACCUGCAGGGCUGUGACAUCUACAGCUACAACCCCGACCUGGACUCCGACCCCUUUGGUGAAGAAGGAAGUCUCUGGUCCUUCAACUAUUUUUUCUACAACAAGAAGUUGAAGAGAAUCGUUUUCUUCACAUGUCGCUCUGUCAGCGUCCUGAGCGGUUACGGCCGUGACAGUCUGGACAACGAGCUGGACAUGGAGCUGGACGAUGAGGAGGAGUUGGACGGCUUCACUGAGGACAGGUGCCCCAGAGCUCUGUGUGUGUAACCGAAUCCAGGUGCCCCUCCCAACCCCCCGUGUGGACUUCCCCUCCUCCGUGUUUUCACUUCAUCACUCCGUGUGUUUUAAAAGUCAUUUGUUUUUUUAAGGACGUGGUUGCCUCGUCCUGAAGCCAUGUUUCGCACCUUUAAAGAUAACUGCAUGUUUGAAUCCUGCUCCCUCUGCUGGCAGGGUAGUGCAUAUACAGUAACAUGGCGGACAUUUAAAAAAAGAAAAACAGGAUGGCGACGUUCCUGCGGCAGCUUCACGCUCUUUCCUUCUCCAGUGUGGUUUCUGACCCCAAGCACAGUUUUGACAUUUUCACUCGCCACGUUUUCAAAGAGACCACAGAGAGGACGUCCGAGGAGGUCUGGACACGACUGGGAAUCCGAGAGGAGUCCUGACGCGACACCAGCACCAUCAAACAUUGAUUUUUAAUCGUAUUCCAUCCUGGGACGGACAGGGUCGGGGUCAGAGGUCAGCGGUCCAGACCCUCUGUCAUGUUGUGUUGCUUUUCUGUGACAGUGACGUUACUGUGAGAACUCUUUUUUUGGCACUGAGUUUGUAACAUUUUUUAAGUGUAUUUCAAGUCUGUAACUUGUCAGACAGAAGUCGGUCCCAGCUUUGAAAUCAUAUCAGCGUUUCACUGCUUCUGUUUUACUCAUUUUGUAGCUUUUGUAGAUCAUCUUCAUCUGUUCCUGGUUGACCUUCACUUCUAAAUGCCCGUCCUGCCAGUGUUUUCUUUGCUCAUUACCUCAGUGCAAAGGUGUCAUUGAAAAGUGAAUGUAUAGAACAAUUUUAGAAGAAGAAAAAAAAACAAAACAGCGUAUUUACCAGAAAAGUAGCAGAAAAUGUGCUCGACGUUAUUUUUUAGAAGUGAAGUUCUUUCUAAAGUUCUAUAAAAGCAGGUGGAACUGUUUGUUUCUUUUAACGGCUGAUAUUAAUGUCAAUAAAACUGACGUUGGAGUCU